AUGGAGACUCCGCUUAUUGACGAUAUGAUUGACUUUCGCCGGUUACCCAAAGAUACACUUGUCCUCCUACUGCUGAUCAUUUAUUUUCCAGUUGGCAUUUGUUUGAUGUUAUUACGGAUUUUUAUCGGUGUCCAUGUAUUUUUGGUCAGCUGUGCACUGCCUGAAAGUUUUCUAAGAAGAUUCAUUGUGAGGAUUAUGUGUUCAGUUUUAGGAAUGCAUGUGAGGCAGCAAAAUCCUCAAUCCAGAGACAAAAAUACCAAACUUUACAUAUGCAAUCACGUAACAGAGUUUGAUCACAACAUAAUCAACCUCUUGACCCCCUGCUGCACUCCCCAGUUUCAGGGCUCCACAGGUUUUGUGUGUUGGGCCAGAGGCUUCAUGGAAGUCCACUCUACGCUUGGAAGAGGAGCGAUAGGAGAGUCUCUUCAGAGGUACUGCUCCACCGAAGGUGUCUCACCGUUACUUCUGCUCCCUGAAGAAGACACCACAAAUGGACGAGCUGGCCUUCUUAAAUUUUGUUCCUGGCCAUUUUCUCUGACAGAUUCAAUUCAGCCUGUGGCCUUGAGGGUCGCGAGACCUCUGAUUGCUUUGAGCACACCUGAGACCAGUUGGUUAAAAGAGCUGUUAUGGACUUUUUUUUCUCCAUUUACAGUGUAUCAUGUAAGUUGGUUGCCUCCUGUUUCCCGACAAGAUGGUGAAUCUUCACAGGAGUUUGCCAACAAAGUCCAGGAGUUGCUCGCCUGCGAACUUGGCUUGGUCUCCACAAAGAUCACUAAAGCUGACAAAGCGGAGCAUGUUAAAAGAAAACGACAUGCCUUACCACAACCAUCUACAGGUCAUUCUAAUUUAGGAAUAAGACCUGGUUCUGUGGGCCUCGGUUUUAUGGUGCAAGGUUUGGGAACAGAUGAACGUAGGAUUGCGAAAAUGGCCCAGCAGGUGAAAGAUGUACUGCCUCACAUCCCCCUGAAUGUCAUCACAAAGGACUUGGCCAAAACAAAUUGUGUGAACGUUACCAUAACAAACCUGCUGGAACACAAGGAGGAUUCAUCAGCAGAUGAUAGUGAUACGUUGCUGUUUGGGGCUUCAGUGAACAGCUCUUAUUCUUCCGAUUCUGCACAAACCAUGAAGCCUGUUGCAAAUUCUUUUGGCAAAUCACCAGUUGACAGGCAUUUGUCUCUUCAAGAGAGAAAAGAAGCGCUGUAUAAUUUUGCAAGAAGACGCUACAUUGAAAAACAUGGAUUGAAUCAAGCAGACAGUCUCUGA
Molecule: messenger RNA, 1263 nt
Organism: Nerophis lumbriciformis (worm pipefish)
Lineage: Eukaryota; Metazoa; Chordata; Actinopteri; Syngnathiformes; Syngnathidae
Source: RefSeq, a predicted model, not a curated record